AUGAUGCUCACGGCAUGGUCGUGCUUCACUCAGCUGCAGAUCGACUUCCUUCCUGUCUGGUUAGUCCUUGAUUAUGUCUCCGACUUUCUGUACAUUUUGGACACUGCCAUCAAGUUCCAUACAGGAUACAUGGAACAAGGAAUUCUGAUCACAGACCGUAAACAGAUCUACAUACGUUAUAUGAAAACCUCUCAGUUUGUGACUGAUAUUGUCUCACUCCUUCCUACUGACUUCUUGUACCUGAAAAUAGGGGUCAAUGUUCCAAUUGUUCGUAUCAAUCGCUUUCUUCGUAUAACUAGACAGUUUGAAGCUUUUGACCGUAUUGAGACCAGGACAUCAUAUCCGAAUAUCUUUCGGAUUUGCAAACUCAUGCUGUAUGUUUUCAUUGUAAUCCACUGGAAUGCCUGUUUCUACUUUGCCCUGUCUGAGUAUAUUGGGUUUGGGAAUGAUGAGUGGGUUUAUCCUAGUACCUCUGACCCAGGUUUUGCUACACACAUUCGUAAGUACGUAUUUAGCUUUUACUUUUGCACACUCAUCCUGACCACUGUGGGAGAUGUCCCAGGGCCUGUGAGGGAGGAGGAAUACCUUUUCAUGGUGGUAGAGUUUUUGAUUGCGGUGCUAGUGUUUGCAACUAUCAUGGGAAGUACUAGUUCAGUGAUUAUGAACAUUAACAAUGCCGAUGCUGCCUUCUACCCAAACCAUGACCUGGUCAAAGCCUACAUGAAACAGCAGAAACUGAACAAGCAGCUGGAGAGUCGAGUCAAUGCCUGGUACCAGCAUCUACAUAUCAACAAGAAGAUGACCAAUGAAAACCAGAUUCUUCAGCACCUACCUGACAGACUUAGGGCUGAGGUGGCAGUAAAUGUACACCUGCAGACCCUCAGCAAGGUACAGCUCUUCCAGAACUGUGAGAUUAGUCUCCUGGAACAACUGAUUCUGAAACUAAAGCCCCAGAUCUACAGCCCUGGGGAAUAUGUGUGCAAGAAAGGGGAUGUAGGAAGGGAGAUGUACUUUAUCAAAGAAGGCAAGCUUGCAGUGGUAGGAGAUGAUGGAGUCACUGAAUAUGCCGUUCUUGGAGAAGGGCACUUCUUUGGAGAAAUCAGUAUCCUUAACAUUAAAGGCAGCAAAUCUGGAAACAGGAGAACAGCGAAUAUCAAGAGUAUAGGCUAUUCUGAUUUGUUUUGCCUCUCAAAGGAGGACAUGACCGAUGUGCUCAUUGAAUUUCCAGAUGCAAAAACCAUUAUGGAGGAAAAAGGGAAGCAGAUCCUUCGAAAGAUGAACAUGUUAGAUGAAGAAGCAGCUGCUGCCGCUGAUCAGAGAUGGGAGGAGAUGAAGAAAAACCUGGAAAGGAUGGAAGCAGCAUUGACAACCUUGCAGACAAAGUUUGCCAGAUUAGUGGCAGAACUGGAGUCUAACACAGUGAAGUUGAAAUACCGCCUUCAGAGCCUGGAGAAUGAGACAGAAGGUUGGCUCGUCUCAGAUGAUGAUGAUACUGAUGGAGGAUUUUCAGCGUGAGAGAAUUACCUGCUCAGCAAAUCAUGAGAUAAAGAUCUAUUCGGAAAGCACUUUUGCCCUUUUGCUCCUAAUGUUAUAUCUCUGUCCUUAUGUAUCAACACCCAAAGCAUGGUCUGCAGUAUUCUGAAACAUAUUAUGUAACCUUAU
This is a messenger RNA of Protopterus annectens (West African lungfish), 1662 nucleotides long. RefSeq names its product cyclic nucleotide gated channel subunit alpha 4 (gene CNGA4). Gene Ontology annotation, molecular function: intracellularly cAMP-activated cation channel activity; protein-containing complex binding; cGMP binding. Gene Ontology annotation, biological process: monoatomic cation transmembrane transport. Lineage: Eukaryota; Metazoa; Chordata; Ceratodontiformes; Protopteridae. Gene Ontology annotation, cellular component: intracellular cyclic nucleotide activated cation channel complex; plasma membrane. Bases 1 to 1515 code for a protein of 504 amino acids. The record is from RefSeq and is a predicted model, not a curated record. The transcript has 4 exons.